AUGGAUGUACUCAAGACUCUCAACAGCAACCCCAAGCCAACAAUGGGCAACCUGACCUUCUCGUACACACAUCUCGCAGCCAUCUCCAUCCUUGUACCGACGAUACGACACCUCUAUGUCGAUUACCAAAACUUCAUUGCGUUAGGUCCAGGAGGAACACCAAAGACGAUCAUAGGCUACUGCAAGGUCAAGGCACUGGGCAUGUUCGCUCUCCGGAACCCAUAUACACCACCAAAGAUUCCAUGGUCCAUGACACAGAAGGAGGGCUGUUUAUCAGACCUGCCACCGCGCGAAGGCUCCCGUCCUUCGACUCUUGGGAUCGCACCUCACCGUCAGACCGACCAGAAACCAUCGCGAGAAAUGUACGAGAAGCUAGCCAGUGCAAUCCACACUAUUGCAGAUGACAACAUGCAUCUUCAUGAAGGAACAUCGUGUUUCGAAAAGCACGGCACUGGCUUAUUCAGCGACAACCCACAACGACGCACCUGCGGAGNNGGGGAAAUCUACCAUGCCCACCCCUCGGACGGAUCUUUGCAUCUGACGCUACACCCCGCGGAUGCCAAACUCAUGCUCGAGGGUUGUUGGGGUGAGAGACAUCCUCUGGCAAGAGGCGGAUGGCUGGAAAGGUUCGUCCCUGGAGGAUUCGUCAUGAUUUAUGCGCCGCGCAACGACAGCGAGCUCGAAGUGGUGCUGGAGAUAGUGCGUGCUGCAGCAUGGUAUGUCGGAGGUGAAGACAUCAAGAGCGAGCACGACAAACGCAGAGACAGUGCUCAGGCAGGGGAUGUCGCAUAG
Molecule: messenger RNA, 792 nt
Organism: Aureobasidium vineae
Lineage: Eukaryota; Fungi; Ascomycota; Dothideomycetes; Dothideales; Saccotheciaceae
Source: the annotation of a GenBank genome assembly